AAAAAAUAAAAACGCUCAUUGGAGAACUGAGCGUGUCCUGUCUGCCUGCUCCGGUAGUGGCUACGUGUAAUUCUCGGGGAAAAUGGCAGAUAGAAAAAAUAAUAAUGCUCCAAACACCAGUGCAAAUUUACUAUUCAGCGCCGCUCCGGAGUUUAACUUCAAUUUGCCUUUCAUGCCAGUGAGUCAGGCCACUGGUCCGGCGGUGCUGUCAGGAGUAGAUGACUCCACUGAUGUUGGAGAAGAAGACAGCUUUGUAGGUCAGACAUCUGGGAAUGGACAUGCCCCGUCUACAUUCAGCUACUUCUCCAGUCCCGUAACCAGUACUGACCCAUUUGCAUCCAUAGGCCAGUCUCCAUGCCCCCCGCCAGUGCUGUCUGCAGCCCCGACCACAACGGGACACGUUUCUAUUCCCAGCAGUGUCAGCAUGGUUCCACCACAACCCCCACCUGCCAGCUCACAAAUGAACCCUUCUCCUCCGAUGUUUGGUAGUGCAGUUUACCAGAGCCCCAUGGGGCAUCACACUCCUCCCCCUACCACAAUGACCCCACCGCCUCCCCAGAUGCAGCCGCAGAGCCACAACCCGUACAGACACACCCCCACCAGCAGCAGAGCUAGUCCUUAUAUUCCAGCUCCGGAAAUCCUGCCGCCAACACACAUGCCACAGCAGAAUCCCUACUUGGUCAGCUCGCCACCGCAAACAUUCCCCCCAUCAGGACCCAUGUAUACAAAGCCUCCUCCCACACAGAUUCAGGGCCCUCCACCUCCACUUCCAGCCACCACAGCUGGAGCCGUCGUUCCUGCUGUUCCCAUGAUGCCGUACAACUACAACGUCUAUGAGCCAGUUCAGCCUCACUGGUUCUACUGCAAGCAGGUGGAGUCAAAAAGCGUCUGGCUUCCUUUCAGUAUCUUUGACUCCCUUCAGCUUGAGGAGACGUACAACUCUGUUCAACCAGAUCCAGAAAGUGUGAUCGUACGCACAGACGGAGGGAGGUAUGAUGUGCAGCUUUAUGACCGCAUGCGGACUGCAGUGUACUGGGAGGAGGAGCCUACAGAGGUCCGACGCUGCACCUGGUUCUACAAAGGAGAUACAGAUAGUCGCUUUAUUCCUUACUCUGAGGAGUUCAGCGAUAAGCUCGAGGCUGAAUAUAAGAAAGCUGUGUCUACCAACCAGUGGCACCGCAGGCUGGAGUUCCCAUCAGGGGAAACUAUUGUGAUGCACAAUCCGAAGGUCAUAGUGCAAUUUCAGCCCUCCUGCGUACCAGAUGAGUGGGGCACAACUCAGGACGGGCAGACCAGACCCAGAGUGGUGAAGAGAGGGAUCGAUGAUGACCACGAUGAAGUGCCUGAUGGUGAGCUCUCAACGGUGGAUCAUCUUGUGUUCAUGGUUCAUGGAAUUGGCCCCGUGUGUGACUUGAGAUUUCGGAGCAUGAUUGAGUGUGUGGACGACUUCCGUAAUGUGUCGCUGAAGCUGCUGCAGAGCCAUUUUAAGAAAUCGCUGGAUGAGCACGCUAUCAGCAGAGUGGAGUUUCUGCCUGUGCAGUGGCACACGGCUCUACAUGGAGAUGCCACAGGGGUGGACAGGAGGAUAAAGAAGAUCACUUUGCCCAGCACCGGGCGUUUACGUCACUUUACCAACGAGACCUUGUUAGAUGUGCUUUUCUACAACAGUCCCACUUACUGCCAGACCAUCAUGGACACUGUUGCUCAGGAGAUUAACCGACUCUAUGCCCUGUUCAUGGAGAGGAACCCGGACUUCAGAGGAGCAGUGUCCGUGGCAGGACACAGCUUAGGCUCUUUGAUUCUCUUUGACCUGCUUUCAAAUCAGAAGAAUGCCUCACCUGGAGGGGCCAUGCCAACCAUGCCCACUGCUAACGGAGAAGUCAAACAGGUGACGGCCCCCGUUGCACAGGAAAAUAGUGCCGUCACGCCUCCAGCUGUGGAGGAGCAACCCAAAGAAGACGGGGAGGAGUUUGAGGAUCUUGCUGCUAUGCUGGAACAUCUGGGCCUGUCUGAAUACAAGAGUACCUUUGAUGAGGAGAAGAUUGACAUUGAAUCUUUUCUUAUGUGCACAAUUGAGGACCUGAAGGAGAUGGGCAUCCCACUUGGUCCCAGAAAAAAAAUUGCCAAAUUUGUCAAAGAAAGAGUGAAUAAGCAGGCCGCACGCCAGGCAGCUCAGGAGAACAAAAAAGAGGUCAAAGAGGUCACUCAGACUGCAGCACCUCCACCAGCAGCUGCAACAUCAGCAGCUGCAGUUCCCUCUGAUCCGACUGUGAAGAAGCUUCCAGUGGGCAGCACCGUCUCCUCUGUCCAUGUGGACUACAAUUACUUUGAAGUUGGAACGGGGCAGGUGUCUGUCAUCUACCACACUCUGGACUUUGAGCCUGUGAAUUUCUUUGCCUUGGGUUCUCCAAUCGGCAUGUUCCUGACUGUACGAGGACUUGAGAAGAUCGAAGAGACGUACCAGCUGCCCACAUGCAAGGGAUUCUUCAAUAUUUAUCAUCCACUGGACCCAGUGGCUUACAGGAUUGAGCCCAUGAUAAUGCCAGACCAGGACUUGAAGCCUGUUUUGAUCCCACAUCACAAAGGACGGAAGAGGCUUCAUCUUGAGCUAAAGGAGUCUCUCUCCAGGAUGGGCUCUGACCUGAAGCAGGGUUUCAUCAGCUCCCUGAGGACUGCCUGGCAGACCCUCAACGACUUUGCUCGUGCUCACACCUCGAAUGCCCAACUUCAGGCCCAGCUGGCCAUCGUGGCCAAUCAGAUCGAAGAGGAGGAGAAGCAACAAGUGCACGAGGAGCAUAAGAUUCCAGACAACCCUGAGCUUCAAAAAGAAGACGACGAGUCUCAGGUGAAGAUCGGGAUGUUAAACGGAGGGAAUCGCAUCGACUACGUCCUGCAGGAGAAGCCCAUCGAGAGUUUCAACGAGUAUUUGUUUGCCCUCCAGAGUCACCUCUGCUACUGGCAAUCUGAAGACACAGCUCUGCUCAUUCUCAAAGAGAUCUACAAGACCAUGGGGAUCCAUCCAGAACAGAUGGCACAUUAAUACACAGAGUACACCCGUCUGCUUUGGUCCCAUUUAGUUUCACGUAUUACUUCUUCACUGGGAUUUUGAUUAUUUUUCCUUUUUUUUUUUUAUUGAUGUAGUUUAUUAUAUACAGAUGAAUAAUACAAUUGUAUUACGCCAUUUGUCUUAAAUUAAGAAACAUACAAAUGAGCUUGUUGAUUCAAAGAAACUUGACAAGUUUGAUAUUACAUUUUUAUAGUAUAAAUUAUAGAAAUGGGGGGAGGGGUCAAGUUUCCCAAGAACAUGUAUCAGCAGAUCGAAUACUAACAGCAGAAAGGAAGGAGCAGAAGCGAAUGCAGCCUUCUGUAAGUUUUAUUUCAUGGCAAGACUCAAAAUAAAUCAUCACCUUGCUCAAGUGUUUCGUUUGAAUUGUGUACUGCUGAUGUUUUCUCCUGCAGGGUAAGGAGAGACUCGAAGACUAUCUACAGAAAGCUGGAAUAUUUGCAAAAACAUUAAUAAUAAAAUAAUUACAGUACCAGAUGAGACCUGCUUCCUCUGUGAGGGAGAAAAAGCACUUCUUGCCUGCACUAUGUAAUCUUUAGACAGCUGUCCUCAUUAAAAUUACCCCUCUAACCUAUGUGAACUGUUCAGCUGUAACAUUAUGUGGAAUAAAAACCAGCAGCUGUGAAUACGGCUCCAAACAAGUUCAGAAGAAACGGAUCAUAGUACUGUCUGCAUGUAGGCACAUAUUUAACUCACAUGUAUGAAACAAUGGAAUAUUAGAAAAAUAUUUACAAGCAUGACUGUAACAUUCAAUCCCAGUCAAGAAGUGGGAAUCGUAGUGCUGGGAACGACGCUCGUUGUUAUCUAUACAAUAAUACUGGUCCACAUACACCUGAUAUUGUAGCGUUGCAUGCAGUAAGCAGAUCUUUGCUCCAAGUCCUUGAACCAUUUGAUCAACAUGCUUUUCAGGUGAACUCUUUACUUGGAAACAAUCAGCAAUAAACGAAUGAUAACAGCGACUGACUGUCACAAAACA
Messenger RNA from Pelmatolapia mariae (spotted tilapia), 4040 nucleotides. RefSeq names its product SEC23 interacting protein (gene sec23ip). Gene Ontology annotation, molecular function: glycerophospholipase activity; protein binding; metal ion binding. Gene Ontology annotation, cellular component: cytoplasm; COPII-coated ER to Golgi transport vesicle. The coding region runs from base 83 to 3040 and encodes 985 amino acids. Lineage: Eukaryota; Metazoa; Chordata; Actinopteri; Cichliformes; Cichlidae. The record is from RefSeq and is a predicted model, not a curated record. The transcript has 18 exons. Gene Ontology annotation, biological process: endoplasmic reticulum to Golgi vesicle-mediated transport.